Molecule: messenger RNA, 1425 nt
Organism: Oncorhynchus masou masou (cherry salmon)
Lineage: Eukaryota; Metazoa; Chordata; Actinopteri; Salmoniformes; Salmonidae
Product: centrosomal protein of 55 kDa-like
Exons: 1
Coding region: 1-1425 (474 amino acids)
Biological process (GO): mitotic cytokinesis; regulation of phosphatidylinositol 3-kinase/protein kinase B signal transduction; establishment of protein localization
Cellular component (GO): midbody
Source: RefSeq, a predicted model, not a curated record
AUGUCAUCCAGCAACAAAAACAAGGACAACUUCGUCGACAAGACAGGUGGAAGGCUGUGUUGCUCAAAAAAUGAUAUGGAGAUCAGUAAACUCAGAAAGGAGAAUGCAUAUCUUAGGAAGUCAUUGGAUGAGCUGUCUCCUCAGAAAGGAGAACGAUCAGAUUCUGGAAAUAACAAGCUUUUAUUAGAGAAAAUCCUGUCACUGGAGACUCUACGGGAGAAGAACGCUCAGCAGCUGCUGGCCAGAGACCAGGAAAUCUGCUCUCUUUGGCAGCAGGCCCAUGCGGCAGAAGGUGAGACAGUGGCCGGUCUGCAGGCCCAGAUAGACCACUAUGUCAGGGAGGCCGACCAGAGAAAAAAACUAUUCCAGUCACUCCAAGCCGAGACAGAGGACGUUAAGAACAAGCUGGUGUCCGUGUCAGCUAAGUGCCAGGAGCUGGAUAGUAGACCUGGCGCUGGGCAGCAGAGCUGCCCAUCAGAUGGACAGGUGCUCACCACCAGUACUGCAAUGAGCCACGACCACCUCACAGAUGCCCUGGAAAAGAACCAGCAGUGGCUGGCCUACGACCAGCAGAGAGAGGCAUACGUGAAGGUGGUCUUGGCCCGGGUGUUUGGGCUGGAACAGCAGCUGAACCAGGCCAAGCGGGCCCUCGCACAGCAGCAUAAAGACACCCACUCAGAAGAGAGGUCAGUGCAGAUACAGAAGCACUAUGAGAAAUUGUUACUGACGACCAAGAGGGAGCUGGAAACUCAGAGAGAGCAGUUCAACACAGCCCAGAGACAACUGUCUGAGCUGCAGUGUAGGUAUGAGGAGAAGCAGAGAGAGGUGGGAGAGGUGAGGCAGCAGUUCCAGGCGGAGAGGCUGAGUAUCUGGCAGAGUGUCCAGAAGGAGAAGCGUCGCUCUGGGGACAGAGAGGGCCAUCUGUGGGAUGACAUGGAAGAGCUCCAGGCUAGACUAGAGGAAAAGGAGACCAGGUCUGCUGAGCUCCUAGUACAGGUGAAUCUACUGCAGAAAUCCCUACUGAGCCUGCAUGAGGAGCAGAAACGCGUCACAAUUCUGGAACAGCAGAUCCAGGUGUCCGCCAAAGACCUGGAGGAUGAGAAGCGAGACUGUCAGUAUUUACAACAACAGCUCCACAAGGUGUUGAAGGAGUUACGCAAGGCAAAGGACCACGUUGCCAAACUCGAGUCAGAGAAGGGGCAGAGGGAGUUGUCCCGCCUGUACGAGGCCAGCGCUCACUGCAGACCCCCAGCACCCCUGAAGCGCUCCAAAGAGAGCGUCACCUCCCACUCUCAGGUCCCCAAGCUGCUAGACAAGAGCUUCUUAGAGUGCCCCAGCUGCCAAGCCCAGUACCCCACCAGGCACCACCGAGAGCUGCUGGCCCACCUCGAGCACUGUCUGGGCUGUACAGGGCUGGAAGCAUAG